This is a messenger RNA of Periophthalmus magnuspinnatus, 867 nucleotides long. RefSeq names its product stathmin domain containing 1 (gene stmnd1). The coding region runs from base 31 to 867 and encodes 278 amino acids. The record is from RefSeq and is a predicted model, not a curated record. Gene Ontology annotation, biological process: microtubule depolymerization; regulation of microtubule polymerization or depolymerization; neuron projection development. NCBI's taxonomy places the organism in Eukaryota, Metazoa, Chordata, Actinopteri, Gobiiformes, Gobiidae. Gene Ontology annotation, molecular function: tubulin binding. The transcript has 5 exons. Gene Ontology annotation, cellular component: neuron projection; cytoplasm.
GCACUUUUAAGGACUUGGACAGGUGAAAAUAUGGGGUGCUGCAGCUCGACAAGCACCGCGGUGAUCCGACCGUUCACCCCGGAAAAACUCCAGGGAGACGAGGAUGAAACAGGAAGUAAACACAGUAGUCGUGGAGACUCGGCCGUGUCCAAGAGCACCACAGACAGUGGAGUGGUCAUGGAGAACAGAGAGGUCCCCACGCUCCCAGGGGCCGUCCCACGAAAUCUGCCCCCUCUCACAUCAGCUGCAGUCAGUCCUCCCUUGCUAAGAUGGGACAGUCAAACUCAUGAGCAUCAGAAGUCCAGUGAGAUCCUGGAGGAGCUGUUAACCCAAGGCAUCAUCCCCGUGGGCCCAUCCCGAGAGAACAGUGGUGCAGCAGGAGAGGCCUACAGCAUCAUGCUAAAUGACCGGGAAGGGACUCUGAGAAAGCCUCCUGCCAGACUAGAGUCUUUGAAAGAAAACAAAACACAACUCAGUAAAGAAGCGAUCGAUGAGAAAAUCCGGCUCGCAGAAGAAAGGCGAAAGCAAAAGGAAGAUGAGAUGAAGAGCCGUCUGAGAGCCAAGUCCGCCCUUGUCAGAGUCCCUGCCCGCUGUCCCAGCUCCGGGGAGGAGCAGGAUCCAAUAGAACAGCUUUUAGCACCAACUCAGGGCUCACAGCCAGCUGAAGAGGGCGCAGAGGCAGAGCGAGAGGCUACACCCAGUAGUCAUCGGUCUAGAAAUACUCAGGAGAAGCAGGAGGAGUCAGCAGAUGUGAAAGAAAGAGGCGAGAAUGACGUCGUCACAAUAACACAGGACGGUGAGCUCUCAGACUCCUCCGACAGUGACGUGAGCUUUCAACUUGCAACAGCUCAAGAUGAAAGAUUUUAA